AUCAGGCCCUGGCUCUUACGGUUCAGAAGGGACUCCAUCGUCCACAGCUCGUCUGAUACGACCUUGAUUGUUCACCAUCUCUACGUCUAGUCUGCGCAGCGUCGACGCGAAGAGGAACGAUACCAUCUCUGAUGAAGGGCAGCAUCAAGCUGGUGGUAGCCAUCGCGUACGCGCCUCCUCGGGCGCAGGUGCUCACGGCGCUGCACAAGGACGGCAAGCAGAGAAACUUGCAUCAAGCAUUGCGCUCAGACUUUCGGGCACUGGGAGGGAUCCCACUUCCCAAGGCGAAGUCGAUCGCGUUUGGGUUGCGCGACGAAAUCGGGUUCAUCACAUGUUCUUGGGCGUAUAGCAAACAAACGGCGGACAAUAUCUGUUUCAAGAUCGUCGAGGCCAAACAGGACGUGAUGGUUGAUCUGUGCAUAGUGACUAUCGCUUAUCGCCUAGUGGUCAGCGGCAAGGUGGAGAUGCCUGAAAGCGCGUUCGGCACUCAUGGCCAAACGAUCAAUUCCCGCCUCCCUUACCGCGUCGACCUCACAGGUCUGACAGAAAUGAUGGAGAUUGCGCCGCCAGCUGUCACUUAUACCAUCACCACGCGUUCGCCCACCACUAGUCGUUCUAAGGUCGAAAUCCAAGCCCCAACGCCCACGAAAUCGGCGUUCUCUGCGGAACGCACGAGCCUCCCUACAGCACCUUCAACGGCAGCAACGGUUGCAGAGUCGGAAUAUCGUGAACCCCUAGGAACGCUCAGAGAACGACCCAUCAUCGUAGAGGACGAAACUCCAACAUUUACCACACGGUAUACGCCCCUCGCGACACUCUCGUCUAGCAAAGUCGCAACAGGAGCUAACUCAAUCCUACCGAACAAGGGCAAUGUCAAAGGGCACCGGAGCGAGCCCGUACCUUCAGUCCAUCCAUUACCACCGAAACCGAUGCCGAGGAGUGAUAGCCCUUUACCCGACAUCGCGACGGGAGAUCUCGUCAACAUAUUCCAUCACGUCCCUCCGCGACAUGCCUCAUGCGUUGGACGGCCCCAAGCGCAGGCAAUCCCGGCUUCUGUUAAUGGCGAGCCAAACGGCACUAGAGCUCACGACGCUCUUAUCCCUGGUAGUCAUCAUGUGACUACGCGUUCUCCGGACGAUUCCGACCCAUCCGGACGCCCGACGAAGCGGCGCCGGAUCUUUACCGAUGACCCUCCCCGGGCAGAUCCAUCCGACGGAACCAGGGAUUUCGCCAUGGUUCCUCCAUUGACAAAGAAGCAAAAGCGGCGCCAGCAGAAGCAACUUCUGACGCAGCUGAACGCCCAUCCCGUUAUCUCGGUUGAGAAAGGUGAUGGCAAAGGAGCGUCAGCCUCGUCGAUCGAGAACCCAGAUGUGACAACAUACGUGGAGGAGCCGAUGGCGGAGCCUGUUUCGGAGAAGGGAUCGCGGGCCUCCUCGAACGAGGUGGAUCGUAUGGUUCUAGACGCUAGCCCCGCGCCGCCGGAUCGCGAUGAACCUUCGGAAUGUGGUGGCGACGGCGAUGGCGCACUUCGUGCCGAGCUAAUGCGCCUCCAGGCUCAACUCGCCGCGCUCGAGGAUCGCUGUACCGACCUCGAGGCUGAGUGCGCCGUGCUCGACACGGAGGCGCACGAGAAAGGAGAGCUCGCGGAUCGCGGACAGGAGACGAAGCUGGAUCAGGAUCACGCCCAGGAAGUCGCAGAAGAUUUGAAGGCGGAGAAGCGGGCGCAUGCGGAAACGCAGGACUUACUCGAUCAGGCGGCACAAUCCCAAGAGGCACUCGACGACGACAUGGGUGAGAUGGCAAUGGCACUGCAGGAGCUCGGGAAUGAGAACAACGCUCUCGUCCGCGUCCUCGAAGGCGCCGUCGAGCGGGCUCGUCGAAUGGUUCCCGGUCAACCUGACGAUUCGUCCCUGGAGAAUCCGACAGGCGAGCAGAGUUCCCCGCGUUGGUGGUCGGGCCUCGUUUCUCGGUCCUUUGACAGCCUGCAGGACCACCUACGAGACGUCAAAGACGCGCUAGCGCAGCGGGCUCGGGAGAACGAGGACCUGCUGCGGAGGCUGCGCGAGGCGGAGGCUGCUUUUGACGACGAGCUUCGCGCGAAGGAGACGGCGAGGACGGACGCUGAAGAGUCGGCGGGACAUGCCAAAGAGAGCCUUUGGCGAAUGGAGACGGCGGAACGUGCACUGCAGCUCGAAAGCGUACGUCGCUUGGAAGCAGAAGCGGCGCUGCAGAAGGAGAGGGAGCGACGACUGCUGGCGGAGUCCAGCUUGGGCGACGUGAUUGCCGAGUCUGCCUCCCCCUUCAUUGUCCCCGCGUUGUUGGACGCUUUUCUGGACUUGACGCGGAUGACCUCACAGGCGAUGACCCAAGCCGGCGGAGGAUGAUACGUACGAAAUCCGAUUACCAUUUCGUCUUCACGUGCCUGUACUCGUGAAUACGUGCGUUACUCAUACUAGC
Messenger RNA from Punctularia strigosozonata HHB-11173 SS5, 2457 nucleotides. RefSeq lists its product as uncharacterized. The record is from RefSeq and is a predicted model, not a curated record. Bases 132 to 2384 code for a protein of 750 amino acids. NCBI's taxonomy places the organism in Eukaryota, Fungi, Basidiomycota, Agaricomycetes, Corticiales, Punctulariaceae. The transcript is spliced from 5 exons.